AGCAAUCCUCGACGAUUCCGGCUACGAUCUGGGCGAAAUAUUACGAGAUCUGACUUUAGUGUACCCGUCCCGUGCUUGCUUAGCUUCGGACAUGGUGGGGAACCAUGGGCUACACUUCGGGCCAGGUUUGACCUCGUCGACAGCCAUACAUGCGCUCGCUUCCGCUUAGCGCUGCGCUAGUUUACACGUCGCCGUCAUGUCCCAUUUCACCUAGCAUCACUACCCUGAAAGGAGAUAUAGCAGCUUGGACACAGCCACGGCAAUUGGCGGUAAGUGCAGUAAUUUUCGUACGAAGCAUGCACUUCUCGAUCUCGAAGGCUGGCAAUGACCGGCAUUCGGAAGCCCGCCGGCAGAAAUUACGCCACCCUGCGGGCACUGGCGGAGCAUCCUCGACAAAGGCUCACGAUUAUGAUCGUAUAAAUAAACGUUAGUCGAUUGAAUGGCUGGGCCAUUGAUAUAAAGACACUUUGCGGCACCUGGGAGGAGUGAUCACAAACAGAUUACACCUUCGCUUUCUCACCCAACACUCGAAACCUUGAACAUGCCUCA
This is a messenger RNA of Paraphaeosphaeria sporulosa, 549 nucleotides long. RefSeq lists its product as uncharacterized. The coding region runs from base 150 to 431 and encodes 93 amino acids. The record is from RefSeq and is a predicted model, not a curated record. The transcript has a single exon. NCBI's taxonomy places the organism in Eukaryota, Fungi, Ascomycota, Dothideomycetes, Pleosporales, Didymosphaeriaceae.